Messenger RNA from Thrips palmi, 1086 nucleotides. RefSeq lists its product as uncharacterized. NCBI's taxonomy places the organism in Eukaryota, Metazoa, Arthropoda, Insecta, Thysanoptera, Thripidae. The transcript is spliced from 2 exons. The record is from RefSeq and is a predicted model, not a curated record. Bases 109 to 1050 code for a protein of 313 amino acids.
GUCGUGCCGCCGCGCUCUGCGGCCGCGUCUUUCUCGCCGAAGGAUCGGCGUAUAAAGAGCAGUGCGCGCAUCGAAGGUGCGCUUUGGCAACCAGCGACAGCGGCAAUCAUGAAGUUCCUCGCCAUCACCCUCCUGGCCGUGUGCCUCAUCCAGGGCAACAAUGCCCAGUUUGGCAGCCUCCGCAACCUGGUCAGCGGCGCCGUCAACACCGCCCAGAACGCCGUGAGCAGCACCCGGAGCGCCGUGAGCAACGCCGUGAGCAACGUCGCCAGCGCCGCCUCCGACCGCGCCUCUGGCGUCCUGUCCGGCGCCCUCGACACGGCCUCCAGCAUCCGCAACAGCCUGCCCGGAGGCGCCCAGGCCCUGAUCGACUCUGCCACCGCUGACAUCAGCGUCGACUCUCUCACCGCCGCCGCCAACAACCUCGCCCCCAACGACCUGCUCCAGACUAUCAACGGUGCCGCCGAUGAGGUCAAAACCAUCGCCAGUGGCGUCCAGAGCCAGAUCGAGGAGACCAUCAACUCCGUGAACCAGUUGGCCGAGGAGGCCGUGAGCAAGGCCACCAGCAACAGAUGGACGGCCCCCGUCAAGGCCAUCCUUGAGAAGGCCGUGGAAGCCGGCGUUGACGUCAAGGACUGCACCGCCGCGUCCGUCGCCGAGUCGGGCGACAGCGCCGUCGCCAAGUCCAUCACGUGCGUCGCCGACAAGGUCACCGAGAUCGCCACCCUCGGCAAGAACAUCGCCAACGUGCCCAUCCGCGCCACCACCCUCGCCAAGGACGGAGCCGUGGGCUACAACACCUGCCGCUCAUCGACCAGCACGUUAGGGAAGAGGACUUGCCAGAUCAGAAAUAUCGCCCCCGUCGCCGUCAAGAGCGCCCUGCUCGUCAAGGACACCAUCAGCUACGCCACUCAGGCCACCAGAUUGGUCGCCACCCUCAGGGUCGACCUCACCGGCUGCGCUGCCAAGGCCGUCGCCGGCAACCCCAUCCAGAGCGCCAAAGCCGCCGCUCAGAUCGUCAGCUGCGUCCGCAGCAAGUUGGGCAACUAAGGCUUAAAUAAUAAAAAUAUUUUCUUAGUUCAAAAA